AUGAACUAUCUUCAAAAGGGUGAAUACCCUCCUAGAAGUGAACUAGCGGAUCAGAAAUACAUAAGGAAACUAACGUUGAAAUUGUUCAUCAGUGGCAAUGCUCUUUAUAAGAGGUCUUUUGACUCUAUUUUGUUGAAAUGUGUCAAUGCCAAAGAGGCUAAUCAGUUGAUGAGAGAAAUACAUGAGGGAGAGUGCGGUCCGCCCAUGAAUGGUCACCUUUUGGCUAGAAAAAUCAUGAGACUGUGUUACUUUUGGAUGGCUAUGGAGGCUGACUAUAUUCGGCAUGUUCGUUAUUGCCAUCGGUACCAAAUUCAUGCAGACAAAAUCAACGUACCACCGAAUGAAUUGCGUCAAAUGUCUGAGUCAUGGCCCUUCUCAAUGUGGGGGAUCGACAUGAUUGGGCCAAUUAAUCCUAAGGCUUCCAAUGGACAUCACUUCAUCUUGGUAGCCAUCGAUUAUUUCACCAAGUGGAUCGAGGCGAACUCAUAUGCCAAUGUCACCGCUAAGAAUGUAGCCAAGUUUAUUUGCCGUGACAUCAUCGCUCGUUAUGGAGUCCCGGAAGCGAUCAUUACUGAUAAUGGCUCGAAUCUGACCAACAAGGUGGUAGAUGGCUUACUCGAUGAGUUUCAUAUUCGUCACCUGAAUUCCUCACCUUACCGCCCGCAAAUGAAUGGAGCCGUGGAGGCAGCCAAUAAGAACAUAAAGAAGAUCCUGUCGAAGACUAUCGAUAAUUAUUGA
Molecule: messenger RNA, 738 nt
Organism: Syzygium oleosum
Lineage: Eukaryota; Viridiplantae; Streptophyta; Magnoliopsida; Myrtales; Myrtaceae
Exons: 1
Coding region: 1-738 (245 amino acids)
Biological process (GO): DNA integration
Molecular function (GO): nucleic acid binding
Source: RefSeq, a predicted model, not a curated record